Molecule: messenger RNA, 219 nt
Organism: Botrytis byssoidea
Lineage: Eukaryota; Fungi; Ascomycota; Leotiomycetes; Helotiales; Sclerotiniaceae
Exons: 2
Coding region: 1-219 (72 amino acids)
Source: RefSeq, a predicted model, not a curated record
AUGAAGCAUGUGAGGGAGGGUAGACAAAGCCGAAUGAAUGGCUUCAUUUUCACCCAAUUGCAACGUCAAUAUAUCUUCGGUGCAAUAUCCGGAGAGGUACAUGGGCAUGAAAUGGCAUGGUACUGUCGGGGAAUGAGAGAGGGUUCCGUUUCCUCGGGAAAUUUUGGAAAAGACGAGACAAGAGAUACGAGUAGACGAACAAUACAUCGUUACAUGUGA